AUGGGGUUCAUAUGGACGUUCAUCAUGACGAGCUUGCUCACCACCAACGCGUUUGCGAUCCUGAACGAGAAGCGCUUCCUUCGACGAAUUGGAUUGCAUCAAGUCGACAACUCGGACGGACCGCCGACCGUGAAGAACCAACUCGCAGGACUCCUCACGGCCGUCCAAUACACAAGAGUCUUAUUGAUCCCGAUCAACGUUGUCGCAAUUGCGCUGGAACUCCUGCUGGGAUAA
This is a messenger RNA of Aphanomyces astaci, 234 nucleotides long. RefSeq lists its product as hypothetical. Gene Ontology annotation, biological process: endoplasmic reticulum to Golgi vesicle-mediated transport. The record is from RefSeq and is a predicted model, not a curated record. NCBI's taxonomy places the organism in Eukaryota, Oomycota, Saprolegniomycetes, Saprolegniales, Verrucalvaceae. The transcript is spliced from 3 exons. Gene Ontology annotation, cellular component: Golgi membrane; COPII-coated ER to Golgi transport vesicle; endoplasmic reticulum membrane. The coding region runs from base 1 to 234 and encodes 77 amino acids.